Molecule: messenger RNA, 4071 nt
Organism: Xenopus laevis (African clawed frog)
Lineage: Eukaryota; Metazoa; Chordata; Amphibia; Anura; Pipidae
Gene: uba1.S
Product: ubiquitin-like modifier activating enzyme 1 S homeolog
Exons: 26
Coding region: 329-3508 (1059 amino acids)
Biological process (GO): protein ubiquitination; protein modification by small protein conjugation; DNA damage response
Cellular component (GO): cytosol; nucleoplasm; cytoplasm
Molecular function (GO): ubiquitin activating enzyme activity; ubiquitin-like modifier activating enzyme activity
Source: RefSeq, a predicted model, not a curated record
CCACCGUCCCAUGGUGCAUCUGCGCUUCCUUCUCUGGGAUUGGCUGUGCGUAGACAGAUGCUGACAGAUUGUGCCACGCCCCGGCCUGUCAUUUGUUACAAUGCGGGAGAUAAAACGCUUGUUCACCGGCAACUGAGGGGCGGAGCGUACUUUUUAGGCGCUUCUGAUUGCUGGAGGGAGGCCCCUCCCCUAUGAACGUCAUUGGGGCCGGCGCGCUGCGCUCUUUCUGCCUGUUCCGGGCCUCCGCCAUCUUGUUUUUGUGUCAGCACAGUCCGGCAGCGCGGGGGACCCAGAGUGAGAGGAGCGCAGCGUGGACCCGGGGGCAUUGAUGUCCAGCUCUCCGCUGUCCAAGAAGCGUCGCGUGUCCGGAUCUGAGACAAAGACGGGUUCAAACUGCUCUUCCUCCAAGUCUGUGAGCACAGAUCAGCCUGCUCCAGCCAACGGGAUGGCUCGUAACGGAAAUUCCACAGAAAUCGAUGAAGGUCUCUACUCACGGCAGCUCUAUGUAUUGGGGCACGAUGCCAUGAAGCGCAUGCAGAACUCCAAUGUUCUCAUCUCGGGGAUGAGUGGACUUGGUGUGGAGAUUGCUAAGAAUAUAAUCCUUGCUGGAGUCAAGUCUGUCACUAUCCAUGAUCAGCACAACACGGACUGGGCCGAUCUGUCUUCCCAGUUUUACCUGCGGGAGAGCGACAUUGGAAAGAACAGAGCGGAGGUGUCGCACCCACGACUGGCUGAGUUAAACACCUAUGUGCCCGUGUCUUCAUCCACAGACCCCCUGACUGACGAGUUCAUGUCUGCCUUCCAGCUGGUUAUUCUUACUGGCUCUUCUCUGGAGGAGCAGCUUCAAGUUGGAGACUUUUGUCACAGCCAGGACAUCAAGUUUAUUGUUGCUGACACCAAGGGUCUGUUUGGGCAGCUUUUCUGUGACUUUGGAAAAGAGAUGGUUGUGAUGGACCCAAAUGGGGAGCAACCACUGAGUGCAAUGAUUUCUAUGAUUACAAAGGAUAACCCUGGGGUGGUGACCUGUUUGGAUGAGGCUCGGCACGGCUUUGAGACUGGGGACUUUGUUACAUUUACUGAGGUCCGAGGCAUGACAGAGCUGAACGGAUGUGAGCCAGUGGAAAUCAAAGUUCUGGGCCCCUACACUUUCAGUAUCUGUGACACCAGCAGCUUCUCCGAUUAUAUCCGUGGGGGAAUUGUCAGUCAGGUGAAGAUGCCCAAGAAGAUCAGCUUUAAACCCCUGCGGGAAGCACUGCAGGAGCCUGACAUUCUCAUCACCGAUUUUGCAAAGUUUGAUCAUCCUGCGCUCUUGCAUCUGGGCUUCCAGGGACUUCAUGAGUUCCAGAAGAAACAUGGGCACCUCCCUAAAGCCCACAAUGAGGCAGAUGCACUGGAGGUGCUGGCACUCACACAAGCCAUCAAUGAGAAUGCCUCUGGCUCUAGUAAGCAGGAGGAGAUCAAGGAAAGCCUCAUCAAGCAGCUGGCAUACCAGGCUACGGGGAACCUUGCCCCUGUCAAUGCCUUUAUUGGGGGCCUGGCUGCACAGGAGGCAAUGAAGGCCUGCUCUGGCAAAUUCAUGCCUAUCAUGCAGUGGUUGUACUUUGAUGCCCUGGAGUGCUUGCCUGAGGAGAAUGCAGAUAACACCCUAACGGAGGAGACUUGCAGCCCAAAGAACAGCCGAUAUGAUGGCCAGAUUGCUGUGUUUGGCUCCGGUUUCCAGGAACAACUUGGCAAGCAGAAAUAUUUCUUGGUUGGUGCUGGUGCCAUUGGCUGUGAGCUGCUAAAGAACUUUGCUAUGAUUGGCUUGGCAGCAGGAGAUGGUGGGGAAAUCACUGUGACAGACAUGGACACCAUAGAAAAAUCCAACCUGAAUCGACAGUUUCUGUUUAGGCCUUGGGAUGUCACUAAAAUGAAAUCUGACACAGCAGCAGCGGCUGUCAAGCAGAUGAAUCCGAGCCUGCAUAUUACUGCUCAUGAGAACCGCGUGGGAAUAGAGACUGAGAAGGUGUAUGAUGACGACUUCUUUGAAGCUCUGGAUGGCGUGGCAAAUGCACUAGAUAAUAUUGAUGCCAGAAUGUAUAUGGAUCGACGCUGUGUGUAUUACCGCAAGCCUCUCCUGGAGUCGGGAACACUGGGGACAAAGGGAAAUGUUCAGGUCGUCAUCCCCUUCCUGACAGAGUCCUACAGCUCCAGCCAGGACCCACCUGAAAAAUCCAUCCCCAUCUGUACCUUGAAAAACUUCCCCAAUGCAAUUGAGCACACGCUGCAGUGGGCCCGGGAUGAAUUUGAGGGGCUCUUCAAACAACCAUCAGAAAAUGUUAACCAAUAUUUAACAGACCCGAAAUUCAUGGAGCGGACCUUAAAGUUGCCCGGAUCUCAGCCUUUGGAAGUAGUUGAAGCGGUAUAUAAGAGCUUGGUAAUGGAUCGACCCAAGAGCUGGGCAGAUUGUGUCUCCUGGGCCUCUAACCACUGGCACAUUCAGUACUCCAACAAUAUCCGGCAGUUACUGCACAACUUUCCUCCAGAUCAGCUCACUUCUGCUGGGGUUCCAUUCUGGUCUGGUCCAAAGAGAUGUCCCCAUCCACUGACAUUUAAUGCGAGCACUGGGCUGCAUGUGGAUUACAUCAUGGCCGCUGCUAACUUGUUGGCGUCGUCCUAUGGAAUCGCUGGCUCCAAAGACAGAGCUGCUGUGGUGGAAAUUCUCCGAAAUCUAAAGGUGCCUGAAUUUACUCCAAGAUCUGGAGUCAAGAUCCAUGUAUCGGACCAGGAGAUUCAGAACGCUCACGCCUCUCUAGAUGACAACCGCCUGGAGGAGCUGAAACAUACACUUCCCACCCCAGAGAGUCUCGGCAGCUUUAGAAUGUUCCCAAUUGACUUUGAAAAGGACGAUGACACAAAUUUCCACAUGGACUUUAUUGUCGCCGCUUCCAACCUAAGGGCAGAGAACUACGACAUCCCCCCGGCUGAUAGACACAAGAGCAAACUGAUUGCAGGUAAAAUCAUUCCCGCCAUUGCUACAACUACAGCCGCUGUGGUGGGUCUGGUGUGUCUGGAGUUGUACAAAAUCAUUCAGGGCCACAGGAAGUUGGAGUCGUAUAAAAAUGGCUUCCUGAACCUGGCGCUCCCGUUCUUUGGUUUCUCUGAGCCCAUUGCUGCCCCAAAGCACAAGUACUACGACAAUGAGUGGACUCUGUGGGACCGAUUUGAAGUAAAGGGGGUGCAGAGCAACGGCGAAGAGAUGACGCUCAAACAAUUCCUGGACUACUUUAAGGAUGAACACAAGCUGGAGAUCACCAUGUUGUCCCAGGGGGUGUCCAUGCUUUAUUCCUUCUUCAUGCCUGCGGCCAAGCUAAAGGAGAGGCUGGAGCAACCGAUGACGGAGAUUGUGACUAAAGUGUCCAAGAAGAAGAUCGGGAAGCACGUGAAGGCGCUGGUGUUUGAGCUUUGCUGUAAUGAUGAGACAGACGAGGAUGUGGAGGUGCCGUAUGUACGUUACACUAUCCGCUGAGGGGCCCCCGGGAGCCAAUGCUGGAGCAGCCACAGGCACUGGAGCACAUGGGGGCACAAGGAAUUGCAAUGACUGAUCUACUGUUCACUAGUAGCCCCCACUCCCUGAGGUUAACAUUGUGUGUGGGGGGAAAUGGGGGUGCAGGAGCCUCACUUGAUUCUCUUCUUGUCAGCUGUCUGCUCUCCUGUGUCCCCUUGUAGCACUUUGUGUGAUCAUUAACCCCCUCCUGCCAUGACUUGUCCAGCCUUGUCCCCUAUCUACGCAGUUCAGUACAGACCCCCAACUUCUCCCACUUACCCCCUAUCCCAGUUGCUUCAUGUUAAUGUCUUGUUGGCUUCUUGUGCUUGCGCCCCUCUGCCCCCACAGGCCGGCUCUGCCCCCUGCUGGUGAGAGGAUCAUGGCUUUGUUGCCACAUGCAUGGGGAGUAGUUGGGGUGCCACACGGGGCCCCUGAGCUGGGGCAGCUUUAGUGUAAGCGGGAGUACGAGGAUACUGCUGAUCUUUAGAAAUGUUUCUUUAUACUGUGUUUGAAUUCUGAGGAGAAAUAAAAGUGACCGAAAUCCA